Messenger RNA from Aureobasidium subglaciale EXF-2481, 438 nucleotides. RefSeq lists its product as uncharacterized. The coding region runs from base 1 to 438 and encodes 145 amino acids. The transcript has 2 exons. The record is from RefSeq and is a predicted model, not a curated record. Gene Ontology annotation, molecular function: peroxiredoxin activity. NCBI's taxonomy places the organism in Eukaryota, Fungi, Ascomycota, Dothideomycetes, Dothideales, Saccotheciaceae.
AUGGCAUCCCAAUACACCGACCAAAAUGCCGACAAGGUCAAAGAAGCACACUCUACCCUCUACGAUGCAGGUCUAGAAAUGCGCAACAAAGUAGCCGGAAAAGAAUACGUCGACCGCGCACUUGCAAACGCAACUUCCGAUUUUGCUCGUCCUAUGCAAGAGCUAGCAACAGAAGCAGCAUGGGGAAGCAUCUGGACACGACCAGGUCUAGACCUCAAGACCAGAAGUCUGUUAAACAUAGCAAUGUUGUGUGCUUUGAACCGUGGUCCUGAAUUGGCUGUUCACACCAGAGGAGCAUUGAAUAAUGGAGCUUCAGAGGUUGAGAUCAGAGAAGUGAUUCUACAAGCAGCUGUUUAUGCUGGUAUGCCUGCUGGUAUGGAAGGUACGAAAGUUGCUGAAAAGGCUAUCAAUGAGUGGAAGGAGAAACAGUCGAAUUAG